AUGAGUAGUGCCGGUGGUGUCAAACACGUUGCAAAUGUGCAGAACGACAAAGGGGUACGAUCUGUACAAAGUGGUGUAGCUCAGCCACCGUUAAUUGUCAUCCAGGAGCAACGCUAUCAUCUAAAUCCAUCUAAAUCAAAAUGGAUUACGAUUGGGCGAGCAUAUCAGUGGAGCUUCCAACCUGUACUCAAUAUCAAGGGUUUAAAAACCGAGGGCGUUACGUUAAAUGAAGAAGACUGGUAUGAAGUUGAAUCAAGAAGGCAUUAUAACCAAUUUUUCUUCAUGAUGAUAUUUUCCAUCCGAUCCAAGGUAACUCCUUCUGUAUCAGCUUUGAUAGAUUUCCAGAUUAUCAAACCAUCAAAAUUGAUCGGUGGAGUAAUGUAG
Acanthoscelides obtectus is the source of this 384-nucleotide messenger RNA. The record is from the annotation of a GenBank genome assembly. Lineage: Eukaryota; Metazoa; Arthropoda; Insecta; Coleoptera; Chrysomelidae.